This is a messenger RNA of Sphaerulina musiva SO2202, 696 nucleotides long. RefSeq lists its product as uncharacterized. Lineage: Eukaryota; Fungi; Ascomycota; Dothideomycetes; Mycosphaerellales; Mycosphaerellaceae. The annotation marks the transcript as partial. The transcript has a single exon. The record is from RefSeq and is a predicted model, not a curated record.
ACCGCUAGCCCGAUUGCAAGCUGUGGAGAGCAGGGCAAUUUCACAAUGGACUUCGACUCGUUGCCAAACUUUGGCCGUCGUGUAAGACUUCACAAGCGCCAGAACUCCACAAGUAAUGGCACAGUCCCCAACAGCGGCAACGGUACGACAGACAUCACCCAGCAGCCUCCACUCGGCAUCAGACCGUACAAGCACAUGCUGUUCUCGGGUGGAUAUGUGUAUGCUCCACAGCCAGUCGAGCCUUUCGCACCAUCGUCGCCACCGAACGUCGCGGCCUUUCUGGCGAACAGCACUGGUCUCAAGGCGGGACCUGCACCGCCACUGCAGAAUGGCCUCGAACCUGGUGAGAUUGCCGACGGGCCUUACCAUAAUGGCAACCCAGCUUUCUUUUUUGAUGCUCGCAGUGCUGCUCUCGGUUGCGAUAGUCAGAGCACGCCAUGCACCAUGGAAGUCACUGGUUACACCUGGAAUGAUACCAUGAAAGACGACGUGCCAACGCAUGUUCAGAACUACACGCUUCCAGCAUGCGAGGGCUACCGCAACUGUCAGCUGACACCGGUGGACUUCCCGCCAACCUUCCGGAACCUCAGCGGCAUUCGCAUGCGCGCGGUCAGAGGCUCCGAGCCUCGCACAUUUUUCGUUGAUGACAUCCAUGCUCGCUGGGCGGACAGUUCAUGUGAUGCAGGCAUUGCUCGG